Molecule: messenger RNA, 2754 nt
Organism: Oldenlandia corymbosa var. corymbosa
Lineage: Eukaryota; Viridiplantae; Streptophyta; Magnoliopsida; Gentianales; Rubiaceae
Source: the annotation of a GenBank genome assembly
GAAAUACAAUAAUAAGAACGGUCUUGGAGAGGAGUAUGAAACAAGAACAAAUAGUAGGGAGGUAUUUUGCAAUUAACUUUGCUAGAAUGGAGUUAAUUAUCCUUGGAAUCAGAUCCAAUCCAAAUUGAGAUUUGACGUUUCCCAUUUCCUAGUAACCAGAAGGGGUAAUUUAGGAACAGAAUCAACGCGUGAAUUCUACUCUAAUUUUCUUAUAUACACAAAGUUGCACUUCUUUAUUUAUUUUUCCCAUAGGAAACUCCACCUUGGUUGAUAAAAGCCUUUUACAGGGGGGCCGCUGGAGCCUGUAACCGGAGCACCUGUUUAUUCAUCCGAUCCGCCACCGUUUUGGUUUUACUCCGCCGCGAAUCCUACCCGAAAUGGCUAAACUACCCCUGAUACUCCUCCUCCUACUCCCCGUCAUCCUCACCCUCCUCCCCUCCACCACGGCGGAGAUCAAAACCCUAACCAUCAAGGAUGACCCCCGGCCGAUGAUUUUGUUCGAGCAAUUCGGAUUCACGCACACGGGAUACGCCACCAUCACCGCCUCCUCGGUCUCCGUCGUCUCCACUCUUGCCACUCCCGAUGCGUCUAAGUUGGGAUUCUUCCUUCUCUCUGAAGAAUCCCUCAUUCAAGUCCUCAUAGAGCUUCAACAGAACGCAUUUUGCGUCCUUGAUUCCAGAUUCAUCAUCAAGUUGUUCGAUUUCCGUGAACUCUCCCCGCCGCCGGCCUCGUCGUUCAACCGCACGUUCCCGGUUACUUCCCCUAAUGAGUACUCUCUUUUCUUCGCUAACUGUGCCCCCGAAUCUAAAGUCUCCAUGGAGGUGCGGACCGAGCUUUACAACCUCGAUAACGCCGGCCGCGUUAGGGAUUAUCUGUCCGCUGGCCUCACCCAGCUUCCCACUCUUUAUUUUCUAUUUUCCAUUAUCUUUUUUGCGUUCCUGGGUGUUUGGAUUUACAUCUGCAUCCAGAACAGGAUGUCGGUCCACCGGAUCCACGCGUUGAUGGGCCUCUUGGUUGUGAUGAAGGCUCUGAAUCUGCUGUUCGCCGCGGAAGACAAGCACUUCGUGAAGAGCACUGGUACACCACACGGGUGGGAUGUAUUGUUUUACAUUUUCCAGUUCAUUCGAGUGGUGCUUUUGUUCACUGUGAUUGUUUUGAUCGGAACUGGGUGGUCCUUCUUGAAGCCGUUUUUGCAAGAGAGGGAGAAGAAGGUGUUGAUGAUCGUGAUCCCUCUUCAGGUCUUGGCUAAUAUAGCCUCUGUUGUGAUUGGAGAAACAGGGCCGUUUAUUCAAGACUGGGUCACUUGGAAUCAAGUGUUUUUGCUUGUGGACAUCAUAUGCUGCUGCGCUAUUAUUUUCCCCAUUGUGUGGUCGAUCAGAUCUUUGAGGGAGACUUCCAAGACUGACGGAAAGGCUGCCAGGAAUUUGGCCAAAUUGACAUUAUUUAGGCAGUUUUACAUUGUGGUGAUCGGAUACUUGUACUUCACCAGAAUUGUUGUGUUUGCUUUGAGGACCAUCGCCGCAUACAAGUAUCAGUGGGUUGCAUAUGCAGCUGAAGAGAUUGCAAAUGUAGCCUUCUACACAGUUAUGUUCUACAUGUUUAGGCCAGUUGAGAAGAAUGAAUAUUUCGCUCUUGACGACGAGGAAGAAGAGGCAGCUGAGAUGGCUCUACGGGAUGAGGAGUUUGAGCUCUGAGCUCAUAUCUGGUUGGCCCUUCCAUUUUGUCAAUUUUUAUUGUUCUGACUUUUAGAUACUACUUUCUUGUCAGAGUAUACUCUUUAAAUAGAUUUACUAGGAUCAAGUACCGUUUAAUUUCAUGUUUGUAAUACUUUGAUAUUGUGGAGAAGUUCAUCUCAUUCCUCUUUUUUUCUUUCUGGAGCAACCCAUCUUCUUUCAGCUGCCACUAUUUUCUUAUUGUCAAUUUGUUGCUCUGGGUUUUGGAUGCUUCUGUUAUUGUCAAGGUGUACUCUUUCUGUUAUUUGUUGCUGGAUUUUCUAUUUGUAAUACUUGGAUAUCAUUGAAUAGAGCUUUUCUUAGGGAGUUAUGCAAUCUUUCACUUACCUCAUUUGUUUUGUGGUGUGUCGAAAUCUCUUAUCAUUAUACAAGUUUUCUCAACCAAUGUCAUCAACCACAGGAAUUGAAGUUCAUUUCAUGUCUGAAUUGUGUACUUUGGUUAAUAAUACAAUGUUCUUUUGUUUGGUUCCUGAUUUUAGUUUCUGCAAGUUUUAUAUAAUUAUUUGAGUCUCAUCCUGUGGUUCACUGUUCUAUAUGUUACAUGUAUGAAUCAGGAGAAACUGGACUUACGAGUGUUAAAUAAUCUCAGACUUAAAAUAUUUGCUGUCUUCCAUUUGUGUGUUCUACAUCUAACAUACACAUGCUGUUGUUUCAUUUUCUUUGUAAGGCUCCUUUCCUUUUGGUUUUUGGCCGCAGAACUAAAAAGCUAGUUUGUCGUUUUAUCCUGUUUGUACUCUUUGCCGCUUAAGCGUGACGCGGGAACUUGUUCAGUUCUUCAUAGUAUUUCCAUUUUCGAGCACCUUUUGGUUUUUUAAUGACUGGUUGAGCCAUAAAAAUUAGAGAUGUUCUGUACUUCUUAGUUGAGUGAAGAAUUUUAUAUCUUUUAUAUCAUAUGAGCCUUUACCGGCAUAGAUGUCAAGGCAAUGCUGCUGUGUAAAGGUUAAAAAUGGUUAUUGCCUCCAAAUUUCUAAAUUUUCUUUGAUAUGCUCUAUUGGCUGCCCUGUUUUUGUGAAAACCCCUU